This is a messenger RNA of Colletotrichum higginsianum IMI 349063, 4266 nucleotides long. RefSeq names its product Microtubule associated protein. The transcript is spliced from 2 exons. NCBI's taxonomy places the organism in Eukaryota, Fungi, Ascomycota, Sordariomycetes, Glomerellales, Glomerellaceae. The coding region runs from base 1 to 4266 and encodes 1421 amino acids. The record is from RefSeq and is a predicted model, not a curated record. Gene Ontology annotation, cellular component: microtubule organizing center.
AUGGUGGCACCAGGCAUCGACGGCCUCGAUACGCCGCGAACGAACAUUGGCGAUGCGACCUACCUCAACAGACAGCCCGACUUCGAUAUUUCACAAGAGGCCUCGUUCCAGUCCCCUCCAGCAAAGGAAAACAACCUGCUUCAACAACUGCGCAAUGGACGCUCUGGGGGCAUCAACCUUCGCACCCCGCGCGGUCGCGGACCCUUUGCUGACCGGAAGAAUCUGCCUGCCGGCCUUGGAGGGGCCGAGUUCACGCCCAUGCUCAAGUCGGCUACGCGAAACAGCACCCGCCGUAGAUCGGGGAAGGAGAAUGGCGCCGUGCCGAACACGCCCGCACUCGGCAGGGUCGACGAGGACAUGACGCCAAUCCCAAACAUCGACACAUCCAUCUACCAGUCUCGCUCAUUCGUGGAUCGCACCCCCCUUCCCGAAGUGGACAGUACGAGCACUGCCACCACACCCCUCGUUGUGCUGCCGCGGCGCGACGGAAAGGGGCCUUUGCAGGACGGGAACCAACUGUCGCUUCGGGAGCAGGAAAGCGUAAUCGAUAAGAUCGAGAAGGAGAACUUUGGUCUCAAGCUGAAGAUUCAUUUCCUCGAAGAGGCCCUUCGAAAGGCCGGUCCUGGCUUCAGCGAGGCGGCUUUGAAGGAAAAUACUGAGCUGAAGGUCGACAAGGUGACGAUGCAGAGGGAGCUUCACAAGUACAAGAAGCACCUUACCUCGGCAGAGAAGGACCUCGAGAGCUACCGACAGCAAAUGAUGGAACUGCAGGAAAGAGCCAAGCGGAAGUACGCAGAUCAAAAGCAGCUGGCAGAGAUUGAGCGUCUACAGCAAGCCCUGGAAGACAGAGAGGCCGACCUCGACGACAUGCAGCGUCAGCUGAGCCAGGGACACCAAGACCAAGGCCAGGUGGAUAAGCUGCAAGACGAGAUUGUUGAUCUGGAAGCGGAACUUCGCGAAAAGGAGCGUUUACUCGGGGAUCACGAAGACGAAAUCGACGACCUCAAAACGAAGCUGGAAGAAAUGGAAGACAAGAUGAAGGAUACCCAAAGGCGAAUGAUUGAGCUCGAACAGAACGCGCAGUCUAACGACGAGUUGGAGGAGGCGAAAGACACCAUCGACGAGCUGGAAACCAAUGUCCGUCGCUUGGAGGGGCAGGUCAACGACAUGAAAGACAAGCUCAAUCAGACGAUCGCAGACAAGGAACAGGCCAGGAACGACUUGGAAGAACUCCAAGACGAACUGGCUAAUAAAUCGGUGCUCACCAAGGGUCUUUCUCGCCAAAAGGAGGAAAAGCUUUUGCGGUUACAGACUGAGCUGGAAGAGGCAGACUCAAGAUUUGCCGCCAUCGAAAAACAACUCUCAGAAACGGUACUGGAAAACGACAACCUCAAAGCCGCCGCCAAGGAAAGCCGCCGCGAACGCGAGGUCGCAGAUCGGGAACAUCGCUCUCAGCUAGCCAGAGUCGAGCAGGAGCUUUCCGAAAUGGCAAAAGAGAAAGACAGCCUCAAAAGUGUCGCCCGAGAGGGUCGUCAAGAACGGGAGCUCUCCGACCUUGAGCGCCAGUCGCUGCUGGCUCAGGUGGAAGACCUCAAAAAAGAGGUGCAGUCCAGGGUAGACGAGAAGAACCUCUUGCAGAGCCGUCAUGAGGCACUGACGAGCGAGUCCGCCUCCCUUCAGCGCGAUGUAGCGCGCCUACAGAAAUCUGUUGAUGAGUUGGAAGAAAGCCUCACCCAAGAACGGGAUCACGCAUUGGAGAUCGAAAGAGACAUACGUGGCCAAUACAGAGAUGAGAUUGACCGACUAAACGAUGAAAUCUCGGAUCUCCAAGCCGAGAUCCGCGAAAAAGACAACUUGUACGACAACGACAGUGAAAAAUGGGAAACGGAGCGCCAAACUUUGGAGUCGGAACGCAAACGGGCGGAGGAAAAGGCCGUUGGGCUGGAGAGGACCAUUGAGAAGUUACGCGAAGCAGAGGGCAACUUGUCAACCAAGGAGUCAAGGCUACAAGAAGCACUGGAAAGUGAGGCCCAACGGCAUAAAGACGAACAUGCAUCGCUCACCCGACAAAUCGAGAACCUUCAGCAAAAUCUUGAGUCUCGCCAGGCUCUGCUCACCGAGCUUCGGAACGAACUGUCACAGGUCCAGGACGAAUUACGGCAGACCCAAUUAGACUACCAAGCCCAGACCGAGAAGGUCGAGGCCUUGGAGGAUGAGGUGGAAGUUCUCCAAACGACUUUGGACGAAGAGUCUGAACAGUCUCGUGAGGAGGUGGAAGCUGCGAGAAAAGAAUGCGAUAGCUUGAAGCAGCAACUGGAUGAAGUGCGUCGUGGGACGGUGUCAGUGUCACAAGAAAGCACCAAGUCGAACCAGACCAUCGACCGGCUUCGUGCUCAGCUUGACGAGGCAACUUCGCUCGUCUCCAAGCUGAACAAGGAGAAAGAACUGCUCCAGAACCAACUUCAGACGCAGAUCUCGGAAUCAACUGUGCAGUUGAACAAGGUAUCCCGGGAAAAGCAGUCGCUGCAGGAUCAACUUGCCAACCUGAACCUCGAGAUGCAUUCCUUGCGCAACUCACUGGCCGAGGCAAGAGCAGAGCGCGAUGAGGUCGAGAGUGAGAUGAACCGUCUGCAUCAUAAUGGCGAAGAAACACUUCGCAUCGACCGCGAACGACUAGACUUGAGAACGUCAAAAAUGAAGCUUGACAACGAAGUACGGCGACUGAAGGACGAGAACGCUGCGUUGACGGAGCAGAUGCGCUCAGUCGAGAAGUCGCUCGAGGACGAGAUUGAGAAGGCCGCCGAAGAAGAGGACCGCCUCAACCAAGAGAUUCGUCAGCUUCAAGCGAAGCUUCGAGAGGUGUCCUCCUCAGAAGGUCAUGAAUCGGCUGCUAGCCGACGCACCAUCCGUGAGCUUGAGCGACGCAUCAAGGACUAUGAGGACCAGCUGGCGAUGACGCAACAACUUCCCGUCAACGGCGGUGAAGGCAAUAGCGAGAUGUCCAUCAUCCGCCGCGAUCUGUCCACAGCACGGCAGAAGGAGCGGGAGUACCUUCAACGAGAGGCAGCCCACAAGGAUGCUGUCAAGGGUCUCAAGAAGCAAAUAACGGAACUCGAACGAAAGGCCCACGACGCUGAGAUGUCUCGACUGAUCAUGUCUCCCGCUUCAUCCAGCCCUUCAGCCAAGAAAUCCGAAGUGUCCGAGCUGCGCUACCACCUAUCCUCGGCUCAACAAUCAAUCCACGAACUCAAGACCAAGGCUCGCGACGCUGAACGCAGAGCCUCACAACUUGAGCGAGACUUUCAAACACAGCUCGACGACCUGGAAGACCAGAAGCUUGCGCUUGAGCAGGCUCUCGAGGACGCCCAGCGGGAUGCCGAAGAAGGUGCUGCUUUGCACGAAAAAGCUCUCAACCGACUCAAACAUAAGCUUGAGAGGGCAGAGCAAGACCGACAAAUCGUGGCCCGCGGCCGUCAGAACAUUGACAACAUGUCUUCUUCUGAAAAGAGAGACCUCCAAGAUAUGCUGCGCAGGACACAAACCGAGGCAGACGCCCUCGAGCACGACGUUAUCCAGCAGCAGGAAACUAUCGACGCACUGAUGGCCGCCGAAGGCUCCCUCCGCCGCAAGCUUGACAGGGCACGCAGCGAGCGGGCAGCCUACCGCCUGACCGCAGAGAAGCUGCAAAAGGACAUUAGAGAUCUCAAGAAGCUUGCCGCGGCCGAGCAGAAGGACCCGCAAGCCGUCCGCUUUGCAGACGAGAGGAUGCGAGAGACGGACGAGGCGCUCGACACAGUCAUCCGUGCCGCCGAGAACGCGGAAGCCAAGCACACCAAGGAGCUCCGGGGCAUGACGCUGCAGAUGGAGUGGAUGCAGGCGCGGUGGAAGCGCGAGGUCAGCAUGCGGGCCGAUGCGGCGUACGCGAAGAAGUUUUUGCAGCUGGAGCUAGACAUCGCCAACGCUUGCAACAAGGCGCAGCUGCGUGAACUCGAGCAGAUCCGCUGCGAGCUUCUCGGAAGCCGCAAGGCCCUGCCACCCCCGUCGUCGGCGACGGUCAAGAAGCAGGGCACAACGGCAUCCGGGCGGCCGACGCUCAAGACGGUAGCGACGAUGGCGCGCUUCAUCGCCAGGAUGCGCAUCUCGGCGCGUGACUGGGCCAAGCACGAGGCCACGCGCCAGCGGCUGGCGAACUGCGUCGACGAGAUGCGCAAGACCAAGCGGCGAAAGCAGCUGAAGGUGGUGUCGGCAGACGACGUUGUGGCCUGA